Molecule: messenger RNA, 941 nt
Organism: Nasonia vitripennis (jewel wasp)
Lineage: Eukaryota; Metazoa; Arthropoda; Insecta; Hymenoptera; Pteromalidae
Exons: 4
Coding region: 1-891 (296 amino acids)
Cellular component (GO): extracellular region
Molecular function (GO): chitin binding
Source: RefSeq, a predicted model, not a curated record
AUGGCCGAAGGCAGGCAGAUCGACGAGCAGGACGAGCGGCUGCUCGGCAGGACGCCCUACAUGCAGGAGCACGACAUAGCCUGCAAGCGGGAGCUGCAGAGCGAUGAGAGACUGAGUAUGCUCAUGAGGAACGAGGAGUUUCUGGCCUCCUUCAAGUCACGCUACGUCGAGCACCAGUACGAUGUCUACAACGACUACAUCUCGGCGAAGUUUAAGAAGACUGAGAAGAAGCUGCGCCGGAUUUUCACGGUCGAAAAUCACCUAUGCGAGAUUUUCUCGGUCCAUCUGACUUACGCCGCCAUAGAGAAUCUGGCAAAAAUAUAUUUUUCAAUUGAAUUUCAUAACUUGACUCAGAAAAAAUCAGCUGGAUUGGAACUGCCGAAUAAUGCUACGUCUAUCAGGGAGAACAUAGUGGAUACUUUUUCCUGCGAGAAUCGAAUCUACGGUUAUUAUGCGGAUAUCGAUAACGACUGCCAGAUCUUCCAUAUUUGUCUACCUACGGCAAGGAAUUCAAUUCGAUUCAGUUUCAUCUGUCCAGCUGAAACAGUUUUCAACCAAGCCACGUUCGUCUGCACGCGAACCGAAAGCUCGAUACCGUGCGAGGAGUCCGAGAAGUAUUACAGUCUGAACGAGGCGUUUGGCAAAGUAGACGAGAACACUGAGGAGACGGUCACCGACUCCAAUGGCAACGAAAUCGAGCCAACGUCGUAUCCGAACCAAAGGCCCACGAGGCCAACGAGACCCCCGACUGGACAGCAGGGCUCUAGUCCUUACCCGACGCAGAGGCCCACGAGACCGACGACUUAUCCGACCUAUACACCGGAUUAUCAAACUACACAGUUUACCCAGCGGCCACCAAGCCAGACCCAGAAUAAGAAGCGUAGACAAUAAUUUUGGUGCGAUCCUAUAAAUAGCGCUGCAUUUUAUUGUUGAAUGUGAUU